AUGCAGCUUGUAUGGUGCGCACGCCUGCAGGGAAUGGUCCCGGCACAAAUUUGCGUCGACACUGUUGGUGGCGUGCGAGGCAUGGUGGUGCUGAUGGAUGGCAAAGGCAAGCUUCAAAUAUGCUAUCUGGGCACCGAUCCACCUACUGCGAGCUUGGUAAAUACGGAAAUGAAGGAGUUGAAUUACGACGAGAUGGAAGAGGAGCAUCAGGAAUUGCUGCGUGUCAUUCGGCAAACGCAUGGCGACGGGGCCACAGAACCCGAAGAGAGCCUAGUGGUGGACUCGCAGGUGCCUCAGGUCCUCGACCUGGGCAUGAACGAGGACGACUGCGACGCAGAUGAUCCCGUGGGACGUUCAGACGGCAUGGUGAUGCAGCUUACAGUGAACUUGUGUGUCACUCUGGGCGGUGGCAAAGCCGUGGAGAAUGUCUCCAUCACGUUGAAGGCGCCGCAAUGCUUCGCUCUAUCGCAGACAUCCAUCUUCAUAGAUAAGGUCGAGCCUGGCCGGCCACCAGUGAUCAUUCCUGUCGUCUUUCGUGUGUGGAACAAGAUCCUCUGCUCCAACUUGGAGGUAGCUGUUUGUGCAUCGUACUAUUCGCUGAACAACGAACCUCGUACAGUCGCAUCUUCCUUCUGGUUGCCAUUUGCUUUAGUGGCCAAGCCGAUUCCGCCAGUCAAGAAUGCAAAGCACAAGAUUCAGCUGGACUGCAACAAGCAGCCUCCACAGCUGCAAGUGCUUUUUGCCGUCCUGCUCAACCAGCCGCAUGUGUCGGCUGCAUUGAGCCAGGGCAUGUCCAACCUGCUCUCCAUCCAGUAUGUCUCCGGAACGGAAGCAACCGUGCUGAUGCUGAAGAGCAGCGGGCGCUUCUGCGUACAAGCAGCAGAAUUCGCCGCUCUCUGGGUAUUGACGCAGGAGCUUUGCAACCGUCUCUAUGAAUAUUUUGGACCAGGUGGUGAAGGUGCUGCCGCAGACGACGAGGAGCCUUUCUUCAUCACUUUCCAAGACAGUUUGCCUUUGCAUGACUACUUUGCAUUGAUUGAUGAUCACUUCGAUCUUCGACGACAUCUGGACGAACUGCGCAAAGACCUAGCAGAUCGAACGCAGCAGUACCGCGUCAUCCAGAAGAGAUUGCUGGUUCGCUUUAAGGAUCGGAACCCAUCACCGCUGAAUCAUCUGGAUACGCUGCUCAACUUGACCUUCGAGCAGACACUGCUGCUCACAGAUGCCAUCGACGACGUUGAACAAGCUCUGAGAACGGUUUCUUGCCAUCUCUCGGCUGCGACGGAACUCGUGCUGUUGCUGGUCAAGUUCAGAUUCGGGAUGGACGAGGAGAAUUUCAUCGCCCUCAGAAGGCAUUUGACCCCAGAAGUUUGUGACACCACGGAGCAGGGCUGGGAGGAGAAGGUAGACACCUCCUUGCUCCAUCUUUUGCGAACGGCGCUGGCGAGAAGCGUGAAGGAAGGCAACAGCUUGCCUCCUCCUAUGAAGGUGCCUCAGGACACCCUAAAGCUGCGGAAGCGCAUCACCACGGUGGUCGACCGUCUAGCAACGGGUGCGCGAAUGACAGACGACGCUGUGGCAGGUGGGAUAGGGCCUCCAGAGGAAGAGGUGCCUGGAGAGGAUGGCGAAUGA
This is a messenger RNA of Symbiodinium necroappetens, 1632 nucleotides long. Lineage: Eukaryota; Dinophyceae; Suessiales; Symbiodiniaceae. The record is from the annotation of a GenBank genome assembly.